This is a messenger RNA of Penicillium manginii, 327 nucleotides long. RefSeq lists its product as uncharacterized. The transcript is spliced from 2 exons. The record is from RefSeq and is a predicted model, not a curated record. Lineage: Eukaryota; Fungi; Ascomycota; Eurotiomycetes; Eurotiales; Aspergillaceae. Bases 1 to 327 code for a protein of 108 amino acids.
AUGAUUGAUACUUCAAACCAUGAUCAUACGACUACCGAGUCAAUCAGUGAUUCGAACAAGAUGGACGACUCUACUCUACGCACUAUCGGACAAGGGAUUUGCGGCACCGUAUGGGCAUCCGGCAAAGGUCCAGCUUACAAGAGAGAGGACGGCGGGCCCGACAGAGUCUACGAAGCAUUCCAACGAUCGGAAUAUGUAUUUCAGAAUCCCAUGCUUUUAUCAAAGCGGAAAAUUCGAAACGGUGGUCAGCAAACCAUCAAAGUUCCCACCCGGUUUUCGAACGCCAUGCAGUCUGAUUCAGUCGCAACGCAUAAAGCCUUUCCCUGA